Rhagoletis zephyria (snowberry fruit fly) is the source of this 1081-nucleotide messenger RNA. RefSeq names its product gamma-glutamyl hydrolase-like. NCBI's taxonomy places the organism in Eukaryota, Metazoa, Arthropoda, Insecta, Diptera, Tephritidae. Gene Ontology annotation, cellular component: vacuole. Gene Ontology annotation, biological process: tetrahydrofolylpolyglutamate metabolic process. The record is from RefSeq and is a predicted model, not a curated record. Gene Ontology annotation, molecular function: gamma-glutamyl-peptidase activity.
AGCUGCCCACACACUCAGCAAUGCGAAACAAUUCGUUAAUCAAAACAUUGCGUUCAAUUAAAUAUUAAAACUUGAUUGCCGCGUAUGGUCGAUUGGUCGGACGGUCGGACGGUCGGACGGUGGGGGUCUGCUGAGUCAAUACUUUGGAAGUGUUAGCUGCGCUACUAUACCCUUGCAGUUGGCUGUUUGGUUGCUGCUCACCUGUAAAUAUUCAAAAAUCCGCUAGUCAUUGUCGCAGUCGAACGUUGAAAGUGCGCGCCCACAGAAGCUAGCUGAAUAUUUAUUCGCAUGUGCAGAAAUCGUUUGCCGCCGUGAAAUCAAUUACAUACUAAUUUCAUUUGCAUACAAAACUACACAAAGUGAGAUAUUUUUAUACACUGUUGUUUUAGUUGCCGGCAGCGCAAUGCAAUUCAUUUCAAAUAUUAACGCCUACAAAUUGCCGACAAGAGGCGCUGCUGCUGCUGCGGUUGCAUUUUUGCCAGUUCUCUGCAUUUUAUCUUUUAUCAAUGGUUCUGCGGCACACAUUGGCGCUCGACAACGCAUCAACGCGUAUGGCGAUGUCAACGAUGACGUUACGGUGAAUGUGAAUGCGGAGAAUACGCGCCCAAUCAUCGGUAUUCUCACACAGGAAGUGUCAAAUUUUGUGCUGCGCCAUUAUCCGGAAAAGGAUUACAAGAGUUAUAUAGCCGCUUCGUAUGUGAAAUUUGUUGAGGGUGCCGGCGGACGUGUGGUGCCGAUUUGGUGAGUUUAAAGUCAUUGUUCAUUUACAUUUGCACAUAUGUAUUUGUGUGCUCAUUUAAAUUGUUAUAAAUAUGCAUUAGUAGGUUUGUGUGUAUUGACAAUUGAUAACGAUGAACUUUUAAUUAAGUGCGGUGCUAUGCAUAUGUAAUGGCAUUGAUGAUGUGUCCUAGUAGACAAUUUUCGCUGUUGAGACGACAAAAACAAAUGUUUAUUCUACCAACUGUGGCAACAUAAGUGACACAAUUUUUGGUUAUAAUGUUCAUAAAGUAUUGGCGCAAGAUGUCAGUGACUUUUUAGAGCAAUGUCUCAAAAAAAGGGUAGGAGAAUUACACUUUAACAC